AUGCAUUUUCUUCCUAACCCACAUAUCCCAGAUAGCAAUAUACAAGUGGAAGAAAGAAAUACAAGGAGGAUGCCACAACAACCGCAGCAGCAACGUCAGGAUCGACCUCAGAAUCGGCAGCGGCAACAACGUCAUCAGCAGCGGCAGCAGCAGCAGCAGCAGCAACAGGAUGAAGGCGAAGGCGAACGGGAUCAACAAGAGAUGUCACAGCCGCCGCCACCGCCGCCACCACAAGGGCAGGCACAAGUGCAGGGGCAGCUGCCACCUUUGGCUUCGACCCCGUCGUUUUCGUCGUCGAGUUUUGAUUUCAAGUUUAGUCAAUGUUUCGGUGAUAAAGCGGAUAUUGUGGUGACUGAAGCAGAUAUCAUUACAGCAACGGAGUUUGACCACACAGGGAACUUUUUAGCCACGGGUGACCGUGGGGGUAGAGUUGUGUUGUUUGAAAGGAAUAACAGUAGGCAUUGCGAGUAUAAGUUUCUCACGGAGUUCCAAAGUCAUGAUGCAGAGUUUGAUUACCUAAAGUCGUUAGAGAUCGAGGAAAAGAUCAAUCAGAUAAAAUGGUGCCGACCAACGAAUCAGUCGCACUUUUUGUUGAGCACUAAUGAUAAAACUAUUAAGCUGUGGAAGGUUUAUGAAAAAAACAUCAAACUAGUAAGUGAAAAUAACUUAUCGGAGGGCGUGUUUCACCAGCGUAAUGGUACUGGUGGAUCGGGUCCUGCUAGAGCAGUUCUGUCAUUACAAUCAUUGAAGUUACCGCGUUUAUCUUUGCACGAUAAGAUUAUUGCAGCUACGCCAAAGAAGAUCUACUCCAAUGCGCAUACUUACCAUAUAAAUUCAAUAUCUGUGAACUCUGACCAGGAGACGUUUAUCAGCGCGGACGACUUGAGAAUCAACCUUUGGAAUCUUGAUAUACCCGAUCAAAGCUUCAACAUUGUUGACAUCAAGCCUGCAAAUAUGGAGGAGUUGACCGAGGUGAUCACCAGUGCUGAGUUUCAUCCAACUCAUUGUAAUUUGUUAAUGUACUCAAGUUCAAAAGGUACUAUCAAACUAGCAGAUAUGAGGCAGAAUGCGUUGUGUGAUUUCCGUUCCAAGACAUUUGAGGGUUAUAUGGACCCGAUUCACCAUAAUUUCUUUACCGAGAUUACGUCGUCGAUAUCAGACGUCAAGUUUAGCCCCGAUGGGAGAUAUAUUGCCGCUAGAGACUACUUGACCGUCAAAAUAUGGGAUGUGAACAUGGAAAGUAAGCCAUUGAAAACCAUCAAUAUUCAUGACCAAUUGAAAGAGAGACUAAGUGAUGCAUACGAAAAUGACUCCAUCUUUGAUAAGUUUGAAGUGUGUUUCAGCGGCGAUAGCUGCAGCAUAAUGACAGGCUCCUAUAACAACAAUUUUAUGCUAUAUCCAAACGUGGUCAAAUCUGGAGCUUGUCAUCCGGUAAACGGCCUCGAUGAGAUCGUAUUACAGGCGGACAAGUCAGCCUUUAAGACUAAAAGACUGGGCUCCAUACAACAACAAAGUACAAGAAACAAAGAGUGGGGCGACGAUAUCGAUUUUAAAAAGAGUAUAUUACAUUUUUCAUGGCAUCCAAGAGAAAAUAGCGUAGCUAUUGCAGCAACGAAUAAUUUAUUCAUCUUCUCUGCAUUAUGA
Molecule: messenger RNA, 1644 nt
Organism: Eremothecium cymbalariae DBVPG#7215
Lineage: Eukaryota; Fungi; Ascomycota; Saccharomycetes; Saccharomycetales; Saccharomycetaceae
Gene: CDC55
Product: protein phosphatase 2A regulatory subunit CDC55
Exons: 1
Coding region: 1-1644 (547 amino acids)
Biological process (GO): peptidyl-serine dephosphorylation
Cellular component (GO): protein phosphatase type 2A complex; cytosol
Molecular function (GO): protein binding; protein phosphatase regulator activity
Source: RefSeq, a predicted model, not a curated record